AUGUUCAAGCUCGCCAGAAGCCGGCCUCUGGCCUCCGCGCUCAGAGCAGCUACGAGAACACCCCUCAAGAGCUCUGUCGCUCAGCAGGCUCGAUGGCUGUCGAUACAUGAGUUCCGCUCUGCCAAGCUUCUCGAAUCAUACGGCAUUGGCGUACCUCCGGGCGAGGUUGCCUAUUCACCAUCGGAGGCAGAGGCUGUCGCGAAGAAGAUCGGGGGACCCGAGCACGAUGACAUGGUUAUCAAGGCGCAGGUGUUGGCAGGAGGCAGAGGAAAGGGCACGUUCGACAACGGCUUCAAGGGCGGUGUCAGGGUGAUCUACUCUCCCACCGAAGCUAGAAUCCUCGCAGAGCAGAUGAUCGGCCACAAGCUCAUCACCAAGCAAACCGGAGCCGCAGGACGAAUGUGCAACGCCGUCUUCAUCGUUCAGCGGAAAUUCGCCAGGCGCGAGUUCUAUCUUGCCAUUCUCAUGGACCGACAAUCGCAGGGCCCAGUCAUCGUUGCUUCAUCCCAAGGUGGCAUGGACAUUGAGACAGUCGCCAAAGAGAACCCGGACGCCAUCAUCACAACUCCAAUCAACAUCCACAAGGGCGUCACGGAUGAGAUUGCAACCAACAUCGCUACGGAGCUCGGCUUCUCGGACCAGUGCAUCAACGACGCCAAGGACACGAUUCAGAAGCUGUAUAAGGUCUUCAUGGAGCGCGACGCUACCCAGAUCGAGAUCAACCCGCUCUCCGAGACCACCGACCACCAGGUCCUCUGCAUGGACGCCAAGCUCAACUUCGAUGACAACGCUGAUUUCAGGCAAAAGGAGGUCUUCUCAUGGAGGGACACCACGCAGGAAGAUCCCGACGAGGUCAAGGCCGCAGAAGUCGGCCUCAACUUUAUCAAGCUGGACGGCGACAUCGGGUGUUUGGUCAACGGCGCUGGUCUUGCCAUGGCGACCAUGGACAUCAUCAAGCUGAACGGCGGGCAGCCGGCGAACUUCUUGGAUGUUGGCGGUGGUGCCACCCCUGAGGCCAUCAAACAGGCGUUCGACCUCAUCACAGCUGACCCCAAGGUUACGGCUAUCUUCGUGAACAUCUUUGGUGGCAUUGUGCGAUGUGACGCUAUUGCGAAGGGGCUCAUCGCCGUCGUGGAGAGCAUGAACUUGAGGACGCCGGUUAUUGCGAGGUUACAGGGCACGAACAUGGAAAUGGCACACAAGCUGAUUAAUGAGUCCGGCUUGAAGAUCUUCUCGAUUGACGACCUGCAAAGCGCGGCAGAGAAGUCGGUGCAGUUCUCGAAGGUUGUGAAGAUGGCGCGAGACAUCGAUGUUGGGGUCGAGUUCACGCUUGGUAUUUAG
Molecule: messenger RNA, 1341 nt
Organism: Coniosporium apollinis CBS 100218
Lineage: Eukaryota; Fungi; Ascomycota; Dothideomycetes
Product: succinyl-CoA ligase [GDP-forming] subunit beta, mitochondrial
Exons: 6
Coding region: 1-1341 (446 amino acids)
Biological process (GO): tricarboxylic acid cycle; succinyl-CoA metabolic process
Cellular component (GO): mitochondrion; succinate-CoA ligase complex
Molecular function (GO): succinate-CoA ligase (ADP-forming) activity; ATP binding
Source: RefSeq, a predicted model, not a curated record